Cottoperca gobio is the source of this 2794-nucleotide messenger RNA. RefSeq names its product proline dehydrogenase (oxidase) 1b (gene prodhb). Gene Ontology annotation, cellular component: mitochondrion. Lineage: Eukaryota; Metazoa; Chordata; Actinopteri; Perciformes; Bovichtidae. The transcript is spliced from 14 exons. The record is from RefSeq and is a predicted model, not a curated record. The coding region runs from base 23 to 1936 and encodes 637 amino acids. Gene Ontology annotation, molecular function: FAD binding; proline dehydrogenase activity.
CGUGCGCAGCUUGCAGUGGCAGAUGAUCUUCACUUCAUCUUCCUCCUCCAGGCUGAUGUUAAAUGUCAAAACCGUGCCAGCCCUCGCACGGGCUGGGGCGGACAUUCCCUUUAAGCGGUUACUCUGCAGCCCAAGACUCCGGUCCUCGACCUCGGCGACCCAGACGGAGCCACGGGACGAUGCCAACAGCCGUGGCGGAGCUCAACAUGACUCGGCACUGUCGGAGUUUCCCGGACAGCCGGGGAGAGGAGGGAGAGACGGAAACACCUCUACCGCUGCUAAUGAGAUCUCCGUAGACUUCGACCAGUCACGGGGGGCUUAUAAGAGCAAAGACUCAUUAGAGCUGCUCAGAAGUUUGGUGGUUUUCAAACUCUGCUCCUAUGACUUCCUGGUUGAUAAGAAUAAAGAGAUAAUGGAUUUAGGGAAGAAGAUUCUGGGCCAGAGAGCCUUUGACCAGUUCAUGAAGAUGACAUUUUAUGGCCAGUUUGUCGCCGGUGAAGACCACAUGGCCAUCAGGCCGCUGAUCCAGAAGAAUCAGGCCUUUGGCGUCGGCUCUGUCCUGGACUACAGCGUGGAGGAAGACAUCAGCCAGGAGGAGGCCGAGCAGAAAGAGAUGAACUCUUGCCUCUCCGCUGCAGAGAAACAGAUCCUAGCUGAGGACCACACAGAGAACAAAAAUAAAGCACACAAACAGUUCAAGGACCGUCGUGGGGGUGUGACUGGAGCCCGCACCUAUUUCUACGCAGAUGAGGCCAAAUGUGACCAGCAUAUGGAGACCUUCAUCAAAUGUAUCAAAGCAUCUGGUGGGAGUUCAAUGGACGGUUUUACUGCCAUCAAAAUGACUGCUCUAGGACGACCUCAGUUUCUGCUCCAGUUCUCAGAGGUCCUAGUGAAGUGGCGGCAAUUUUUCACUUACCUGGCAUCAAAGCAGGGGAAUGAUGGCACGGAGGCCUUAGAGUGGAGGCUGGAGCUGGAGCAACUGCAGGAAUUCCUGACCAAACUGGGUGCAAAAGGUGACAUGCAUGGCUGGUUCACUGGGAGGAAUGAGGCAUCUUCAGGAACCAUUGACAUGCUCGACUGGAACAGCUUAAUAGAUGACAGAACAAAGAUAUCGGACCUGCUGGUUGUCCCAAAUGUAGAGCUCGGUGAGCUGGAGCCUCUGCUGCAGAAGUUCACUGCAGAGGAUGAGAAACAGAUGAAGAGGAUGUUACAGCGCAUGGACAUCUUAGUCAAGCAUGCCAUUGAGAACGGUGUUCGCUUGAUGGUGGAUGCAGAGCAAACGUACUUGCAGCCGGCCAUCAGCAGACUGACCUUAGAGAUGCAGAGGAUCUACAACAAAGAGACGCCUGUUAUCUUCAACACCUACCAAUGUUACCUCAAGGAGGCCUACGACAAUGUAAGUAUGGAUGUGGAAAUGUCUCGACGUGAGGGUUGGCAUUUUGCUGCCAAGCUGGUGCGCGGGGCCUACAUGUAUCAGGAGCGAGAGAGGGCCAAAGACAUCGGUUAUGACGACCCCAUUAACCCUGAUUAUGAUUCCACCAACAUAAUGUACCACAGGUGCCUGGACUAUGUGCUGGAUGAGAUUGCGCUCAAGCGAAAUGCCAACAUUAUGGUGGCUUCCCAUAAUGAGGACACGGUGAAGCACACCUUGAGAAGAAUGAAUGAGCUGGGUCUCGUACCGACAGAGAACAAGGUGUACUUCGGUCAACUCCUGGGCAUGUGUGAUCAGAUCAGCUUCCCACUGGGCCAGGCAGGCUUCCCCGUCUAUAAAUACGUCCCCUAUGGGCCGGUGAAUGAGGUGAUGCCCUACCUGUCUCGGAGAGCCCAGGAGAACCGAGGCUUCAUGAAGGGAGUCCAGAAGGAGAGGGAGCUGCUGUGGAAGGAGCUGAAACGCAGACUUGCCUCCGGGGAGCUUCUCUACAGACCAGUGUACUGAAAACACAGAAUAAGAGACAAAGAGUGUGUCAACGUGUCCAGUUCUCUCUUUUUUUAUCUUCUUUAGUUGACGGCUGCUGCUGUGGCUGUCUGUUCUGUCUCUCCCUCCCGGCUCUCGCUGGAUGUACGUCUCCUGUUCUACCCUGUCCUGGAGUUUCCAUUCUGAUGGACUGUUUCGGUUCUGCCACUCUCUUAUUCUCUCUUUGCCCCGUUGUUUUUCUCCAUUUUGUUCCUCGCUGAUGUUACCCACCUUCACCCCCGUGUACUGCCCAUGUUGUCUCAAUUUCUUUUCCUUAUCCGCCUCUGCAUCCAUAAGCAUUCCUCAUUUUGUCUUUCCCAUUGUCUAUAGAGCGCCGUUAUCCAUCAAGUGGGCAUCUUUACUGCUCCAAAAGGACUCCCUAAAAUGUCAACGAGAUAGGGGCGGGCGUCUCUUUUUAUCACCCUAUUCAUCUUUGAGAGAGACAACAAUAAUAAAAAUAACAAGCUUGAUUUAAAAGGUAGUAAAAGAAACAUCAAUAUUAUGAUUUCUUUGACUCCUGGACAGCCAUGCGACCCUCCAGGGAGGGUUCUCUGCACUGUAUAUUUACGUGCUGCGUUUGAGCUUGUAUUGCUUGUUUGAAAGCGAUGCCUUUUUAUGAAUCAAUGACAAAGUAUAAACGGCUCCUCGCAGCACAGUCCUCUUCUCGGUGCUACACUUUUGUUAUUGUAUUUAUUGGAGGAAGCUAUAUUCUUGCUUACUGAGGUGUCACACAAAAACAUACAGUGUUCAGUAUUCAGCGAGGGAAUCUCCUUUUAAUACAGGCGGCUGCAAGUCUGGCAGGUUGCUUUACUUUUCCAUGACACAAGAUACUAUGCAGGG